Molecule: messenger RNA, 1242 nt
Organism: Parasteatoda tepidariorum (common house spider)
Lineage: Eukaryota; Metazoa; Arthropoda; Arachnida; Araneae; Theridiidae
Product: techylectin-like protein
Source: RefSeq, a predicted model, not a curated record
GCUCAGUCGGUGUCAUUAAAUUAGGAGAAUUUUUAUUUUCAUUCUUAAAACAUACGUUAAAUGAUUUUUCUAAAUUUAUCCAGCAUUAUUACUUCUAUCUCCUCUCAUGGCUACCGGGUUAUUGUGGGGAAGUGCCUUGACUCUGUUGUGCACAGCAAUGCUGGUCGAUGGCAGGGUGAAGGGGGGUGCUGCUGGACGCCGCAAAUAUCCCAGAAGUCCCAUACCUUUGCUGAAGAAAGAACUCAACGACACUCAUCCGGACUUCAGCUACAACGGAAUACUGGACGCUGCGAUGGUACUCAUUCGGGCCGCAAAGAGGAUGGGGCCCUCACUAAACGGUGAAUUGAGUACUCUGGAACGAAUGGAUGGAGACGCAGAUGUUGUGGAAGAUGGAGGGAGGUGUCCACCAAGGCCCAUAGACUGUGAGGAGUUACUGCAGGAAUGUGAGGUGGUUGUGUCCGGUGUGUACAGGGUGUACCCUAGAAGUCGUGUGGAGACGUGGGGUGACGGAGGAUUCGAGGUAUACUGCGACAUGGAGACAGACGGUGGGGGGUGGACGUUAAUUCAGAAGAGGGACGAUUACGGUGCUAAACCAGAUUUUUUUUACAAGGAUUGGGCAAGUUAUAAAGCUGGAUUCGGAGAAAUGGAAUAUGAUUAUUGGUUGGGGAAUGAUAAAAUAUUUGCACUGAGUAAUCAGAGGCCAUCGACACUCAGGUUUGAUCUGUUUGAUUUCGAAGGAGGCCGUGGAUUUGCAACAUACGACAAUUUCUAUAUAGAGGAUGAGAGCCAGGCUUACAGGUUGCACAUCGGGGAUUACAGAGGAGAUGUUGGCGACUCCUUUAGUGCGCACAAUAAUUGUAAGUUCACGACAAAAGACAGACAUAACGACAACAACUAUUUCGAGAACUGCGCACAGAGGUACUUCGGUGGAUGGUGGUACAACAGCUGCCACACUGUGAACAUCCUGGGACUGUACCUGAAGGGAUCACACCUCUCGUAUGCAGACGGUGUCAAUUGGUACCUCUACAAGGGAUUCCAUUAUUCUCUAAAAAGAACUGAAAUGAAGACGAGAUCUGUCGGAUUUGCAAGACUCAUCAACAUGGAUGUAGCCAGGCAAGACACGUUCGAUGAAGUGUUCCGAAUAGCGGCAUAAUCAUUCAUUUCCCUCUGAAUCGAGCGAUUCGAUCAAAUUGUACAGCCAGGAGUGUUUCUCUACAAUAAAACAUAUCAUUUUUAAACAUU